AUGGACGCUCCACCGAAAAAAAGCGGCCGGACGAAGCUCGUGCGUCCGCGCGGCAAGCGUGGCGGCGCAAAGAACAGGCGCAAGACGCCGGGGCAAACCAAGCACGCCCUGCACAUUGCCAAGUACCACACGCUCGAGAAGCAGAUCGCGCAGACCAGCGACGAGGCCGAGCGCGAGGCGCUGCGCGAAAAGCAGCGGGCGCUCGGCGGCCUGCAGAUGUACCAGGAUCAGAGCAACACGGGCGGCGCGUCUGUGCGGGGCGGCGAGUCGGGCAAGUGGUGCGCCAAGGUCCUGCAAGAGCUGAUCGAGCCUGAUACCAAGAUCCGGCUACUGGAUGUCGGCGGCAUUGCCGGAACGGCGUACGAAAAGUACAAGUGGAUUACGGCGACCUACAUCGACCUGAACCCCCGCGCAGAGCACGUACACCAGUCCGACUUUUUCGACUGGCCCGUGCCGCCGAGCCGCGAUGAGCGCUACGACGUAGUAGGCCUCUCGCUCGUGCUCAACUUUGUCGGCGACCUCAAGCAGCGCGGCGACAUGCUCUUGCACGCACACAAGUACCUCAAACCGAGCGGCUACCUCUACCUAGUUCUCCCGCUUGCCUGUGUGUCCAACAGCCGCUACCUCACCCACGAGCACCUGCAGGCGAUCGUCGAGUCGGCCGGCUACAAGGUCGUGCGCAACGAGGACAGCGCGCGGCUCACGCGCUGGCUCCUACAGCAGCGCAAGCCCAAGCGCGGCAAGGCCGGAGAGACACUCGAUGAGGCGAUCCGGCACAAGUACUACGACGGCACCGUCUACAAAAAGCGCGAGCUACUCGCUGGCGCGCAGCGCAAUAAUUUCUGCAUCCAGCUCACGUAG
Molecule: messenger RNA, 861 nt
Organism: Malassezia japonica
Lineage: Eukaryota; Fungi; Basidiomycota; Malasseziomycetes; Malasseziales; Malasseziaceae
Gene: BMT2
Product: 25S rRNA (adenine(2142)-N(1))-methyltransferase
Exons: 2
Coding region: 1-861 (286 amino acids)
Cellular component (GO): nucleolus
Molecular function (GO): rRNA (adenine) methyltransferase activity
Source: RefSeq, a predicted model, not a curated record